GAUGAGAUGGAGAAGAAGAUUUCGGAGUGGGUCGCCAACUUAUCCCUGGGUGAGGAGGAAGAGGUUGCUAUGUACAUCCCCAAGGAUGAGCAAGAAGUCGCCAUGAAGAAAUGGGAAGCAGAAGAAGAUGUUCUGACGCGGCGGGCGAUGGAGGAUGAACAAAGGAUGGCGUGGAAGCUUGCAGUGAUGAGGGAGAAAAAGAGAAGAGUGGAGGCGGCGAAUGCAGCAAUGCAAGAACUAGCGGAGGUGAGGACUGCCUUAACAACCCAAUUGACUCCGCAAGUAGAUCUCCAACGCAAAGUGGAGAUCAUCGCCGAGAGCAUUGACCGGUUAGCUAAAAUGCAAGAAAAGCACUAUGAGUUUAGUCGCAGCCAUGAGAUAUCCGUGCGCGUCAAGGUGGCCGCUCCCAAGGAGGAGAAGGCCCGUCCUAGCAGGGAGCCAGUCAAAGUCAAAUUCUCUGAUUCCUACAGUGGGAAAAGGGAAGAGAACUUUGACAAUUGGGAGACCAAUGUUAAGACCUAUGUGCAUUUGCAACAGGUCUCCCCGGAUCAGCAGGUCUUAAUUGCGAUCCAUGCACUUAGAGACGAGGCCGCCAAUUUCGCGAGAUCCCUUGUUCGUGCUGCCAACUGUAGUGACGAUCCAGUUGUGUACUCCUCGUUUACGUCCCUCAUUGAAUUCUUGAAGCUGCUGCGCGAGCGAUUCGCUGAUGUUGCCCGUAGUGUCAAAGCCUCAGAUAGGCUUCAGACAAUACACUCGCGGCAAUGGAAGAGUGCAAGGGCACUCAAGGGCAUAAUGGAUGAGUUGGUGGCUGUUCCUGACCACAAGGUCACGGAAACCCAGUUGGUCAACCUUUUCUACCGGGCUAUGCCCGAAACACUGCGUGGUCACUUCUUUGACAAGAGUCAGGACCUUGCUAUGACUUAUGAUAUACUUAGCAGGGAAGUGGUCGCAUUCGAGGCGAAGUCUGCGUCGAUUUCCACCUUCUGGCACAAAGAUUUAGACAAGGGCAAAAAGUGGAAGGGCCGCACUAUCUCAGGGCAAGUCAAGACCAAGGAUAGCCUUGUGCUCACUUUAGAUGAGGGUAGUGUGGACGAGAUCCCCUACCACCAGAUUGAGUGGGGGUUCGAGGAGGAGGACAGUAGUGUGGGCCAGGGGAGGACUUACGCUGCUGUCGCGGCUGGAGGAGGCCGCAAGGAGGACGAGGCCAAGGCCAAGGGGGCCGGGCCUCAGGGAGCCGGUUCCAGGGCGAUCAGGGAGUUGGCGGCAGAGGAGGGAACCGCCAAGCAGGAGGAGACUCCCACACCACAUGUGCCUACGGCAGAGGUUGCAGGCCGGUGUCUAGACAGUUGUCCCGAGACUGUUUGUGUUAGAGUUCCGCUAGACACCUCCCUCACAGGCGUGGCGGAAGAGUUGAAGGAGAGGAGGCCCGCCUGGGCCAAGAUGAAGAAGGAGAAUAAAGGGCAGCUGAUUUUAUUAGAUGCAGAGAUUUUUAGAAGUAGAGUAGGGGCCCUAGUAGACUCAGGGGCCAACCGCAGCUAUAUUAGUAAGCAAGCGCUGCAGAAGUUGAGGCUGGGACUUAAGGUACAGAAACUGACAGACCCUAUAGUUAGUAUCCUCGCGGACAAUCGUACCAUGGUUGUAGAGGAUUAUGUAGAGGGAGUUCAGGCGUAUUUCCGCCUAGAGAAAGAUGGGAAGGUGGAGAAGGUCCUCCACUCCCUGACUCUCCUCGUAGAAGACAGCCUCCCAUUUGAUAUUGUCUUGGGAAUGGAUUGGGGAGAGGCAGCCGGGGCAACGCUCCAUCUGAAGGAGCACGAGUGUAGACUCCCUAGUUCUGCAGGCGAGGCUAAGACUGCCCGCCUGUUUCAUGUGUCAGGAGUAGAGAAUUCCUUGGCACAUUGCUGCCUUAGUGCCCCUGCGUUCGCCAGAUUGGUGAAGAAGGAGAAAUUAGAGGAACAGUUAUUUGUUGCCUAUGUUAGGCCCGUCACUGAGCCUACGGAUGAGAAGCCGAUGGACCUUGCGAUUGCCAAGCUGCUGGACGAGUUUAAGGAUUUGACUGAGCCGCCGACAGGCACGGUGCUGCGGCCCAUCCAGCACCGUAUCGAGAAAGAGACUGGCAGUAGAACUCCUAAGGGUGCUGUGUAUAGGAUGUCCCCGCGGGAGUUAGAGGAGCUUCGCAAGCAAUUAGACGAGCUCCUCGAGAAGGGUUGGAUUAGGCCCAGUUCGUCUCCUUUCGGAGCGUCUGUUCUCUUUGUUCCUAAGAAAGAGGGAGAGCUGAGAAUGUGCAUAGACUAUAGAGGUCUGAAUGCUAUUACAGUAAAGAAUGUUGAGCCACUGCCUAGGAUCGACGAUCUCUUAGAUCGAGUGCAGGGGGCUAAGUAUUUCUCUAAGAUAGACUUAAAGUCCGGAUAUCAUCAGAUAGAGGUACACCCAGAUGAUCAGUAUAAGACAGCCUUCCAGACUAGGUACGGGCAUUAUGAGUUUAUAGUGAUACCCUUUGGACUAACCAAUGCGCCAGCAACUUUUCAGCGGUGUAUGAAUGAUUUCUUUAGGCCGUGGUUAGACAAAUUCGUUGUAGUUUAUCUAGAUGACAUUCUAGUGUUUAGCCGGACCCUCGAAGAGCAUCAAGGUCAUCUCAGGCAAGUCUUGGAGAAGCUGAGAGAAGCUAACUUCAAGAUCAAUGCAAAGAAGUGCGAUUGGGCGAAGACCCAAGUUUUGUAUCUAGGUCACGUCUUAGACGGAGACAACGUUAAGCCAGAAGAUAGCAAGAUCGUAGCGAUUAGAGAUUGGCCCACGCCACGUACGCUGACAGAGUUGUGCUCGUUCCUGGGCUUAGCGAAUUACUACAGGAAGUUCGUGAGGAAGUUCUCCACCAUCGCUGCGCCCCUUCGCAGAUUGCUGAGAAAAGAGACAAUCUGGAAGUGGGACAAGGACUGCACGUUUGCCAUGAAGAAGCUAAAGCAGGCGUUGAUAGAGUAUCCGGUCCUUAAGGUCGCCGAUCCGUCCUUGCCUUUUGUCAUUACUACGGAUGCUAGCCAGUACGGCAUAGGCGCAUUGCCACGCCUGCCGGAGGCUGGAUCCCUGCCACGUGAGAUGCUGCCACGUCAGCAGGUGACACAGCGACCUCCACGUCAGCAGUCGCCACGUCAUCAAACAGCCCCAGCAGUUGCCACGUCAGCGACCUCCACGUCAGCAGCCGCCACAUCAGCGGCUGCCACGUCAGCAGGUGACACAGCAGCAGGUGACACAGCAGCAGGUGACACCGCAGGAGCCGUUCGAGGAGGACAUGACCUGCCCAAGGGACCACGUGGUGUGGACUUGGGUGACUCCUGGGAAGAUUCUGUCGGGCAAUUCUCGCUGGUCGAGAAGGCUGCGCUGCAAGAUCUGCAACAAGGAGUACAAAGGGAACCGGAAGCAUGCGUGGGAGAACUUCAGGUGGCCCGCACACGCAGACCAGGGAGGCAGAUGGGCAUCAAGAGGUUCACGAAGAACCCAAGGCAGGAGGAGAUUGAUAACUCCUGCUGCGAGUUCUUCGUGGAGAACGCCAUCCCGUUCAACGCCGCCAAGAGCAGGAGCUUCAAGAAGUUCACGCUGGCGUGUUACGGACCACAACCUGCAGCGAGCCACCCUCUUGUGCCUACUGGGUACAACCCUCUCAGGUAUUGGUUGUUGGAUCGCCUCAACAACAGGUUGCAGGAGGAAGAGCAGGCGAUCCGUGACGACUUGCAGGUCACAGGCUGCACGUUCAUAACCGAUGGGACCACAGACAUUUGUGGUCGAUCGCUUAUGAACUACAUCCUCGCAUGCCGGGAGUGGGGGGUGGAGAAGAUCACGGUUGUCUGCACGGACUCUUUUGCGGGCAACACGAGUAUUGCGAGGAUGCUAAGGGAGGACCCUGAGUUCAGCCAGAUAUACUGGAUCCCUUGCACCGCUCACUAUAUGGACCUCCUCAUGCACGACCUUUGCAAGAAGGAGUGGGCGGCCGAGAUCAUCAGCAAGGCGAACAGAGUGGUCAACUUCUUCCGGGCUCACAGGUGGCCCAGAUCAACGCUGAGAACGACACUUGUGACGUUCCCGGACUUGAAAUGCAGCUGCCUCCUCCGACCGGCGGCGACGAGGUUUGGGACGCACUACGUGAUGCUGCAGCGGCUGGAGGUCUGUGAAAAGGCCAUUAGACGGAUUGUCACCGGGCAGGAGUGGGAGGCGCAACUGUGUCGUGGGGACAUCAGGGGUAAGGCAUCGUUCGUGGAGGAGGCAGUUCUUGACAGGGCCUUCUGGGCUGACGUCAAGAAGCUGACUACAGUCACGAAGGGGCCCUAUAACGUGUUGCGCGAGGUGGACAAAGAUGUCCACUGCUUGUCGCGCAUUUACGAUAUGGUCUGUCGACUGCCCGACUUUGUCCGAUCAGCCCCCCUUACCGCAGAGCAGCGAGAUGACAUGCUCAGGGACGUCGGGAACAGGACAGACAUGCUGCUCAGCCCCAUCCAUGCUGUUGCUCGCCUGUUGGAUCCUCAGUUGAGGGACAUUACUUUCGGGAGAGGAGUCUUCGGCACCCCACAGGCGAAGAAACGAGUUGCGAAGGACAAUGCAGUUUUGUGGUGGGAGGCGCACAGGGCGGGGCAUCCGGAGAUCCGCGAGCUGGCGAUUAGGGUCCUUUCGAUCUGGACGACUUCCUCUCCUGCUGAGAGGAACUGGAGCACUUGGGCUCUGGUGCAGACGAAGUGGAGGAACAAGUUGCACCACCAGCGCACCAACAAAUUGGUGUCCUCACACUGGAGCUUGAGGCUCAAGAGCAAGGGGGAUGAGGGGCCCAUGAUAGCAGGAGGGUGGUUGGGGCUCUUAGCUGACUGGGAGGACGAGGACCUGGGGGGUGAUUUGGCGAAUGUCGUCGAGGCCGUUGAUGACUACGAGCAUGCUGUUGGGGGCGCCAAUUCUGCGGUGGGCAGCACUACUGCUCGCCACGAUGUAGCUUGGCCAUCGGCAUCGAGGUCCAUGCAGAGAUCAGCGCAUGCGGAGGAGGUCGAGGAGGAGGAGGAGGAGGAGGAGGAGGAGGAGGACGAGGAGGAGGAUGACAUUCCUGGCGAGGAGUGGGUGGAUGAGAGGUCGGACUCCAACAAGUCUUGGACGAGGAGAGACGACGCCCCGUGUGUUGGAGGCACACGAUCUGGACUGCGAUCCCGGACUCAACCGUGUGGGGAGGAGCAGCUGGUGCAGGAGCAGCUGGUGCAGGAGCACCAGACAGUUACGGCGCGCCGGUUGGUUAAAGAGGCCCGAGCAGGCCGCGUGACGGUACCGGGAGAAUCCCGUGUACUUGGAUUCAGACUUCCGGGAUGGGACAGACUGUGACAGACUGUCGGUCACACAAACUGUGACAGACAGUCUGUCACACAUACUGUUGGGCACAGUCUAUGUGUGCUGCCCAACGGACUGUAUGUCACAGUCUGCGUGUGCUGCCCAACGG
Molecule: messenger RNA, 5458 nt
Organism: Chara braunii
Lineage: Eukaryota; Viridiplantae; Streptophyta; Charophyceae; Charales; Characeae
Source: the annotation of a GenBank genome assembly